Molecule: messenger RNA, 894 nt
Organism: Zasmidium cellare ATCC 36951
Lineage: Eukaryota; Fungi; Ascomycota; Dothideomycetes; Mycosphaerellales; Mycosphaerellaceae
Exons: 1
Coding region: 1-894 (297 amino acids)
Molecular function (GO): catalytic activity
Source: RefSeq, a predicted model, not a curated record
AUGCAAAACAUUAAACUAUCCGACGGCUGCAACGUCAAAGCCAAGAUCCUUAAUCCAGAAGACAAAGCAAAAAAUCUCCUUCUCGCGUGCCACGGCGCCCCAGGCCUCUCCAAUCACGGCGAGACCGAACUCUGGUGUAGUCCCUACACCGACCUUUUCCGCGUCCUGGUCUUCGACCUACGCGGCUGUGGCCAUUCCGAUCAGCAAGGACCUUAUACCCACGAACGUUGGAGCGCCGACCUCGACGAGCUCAGGCAGUGGGCUGGCGACGAGAAGGUCGUCUUCAUUGGUGCCUCGCACGGCGGGUUCCUCGGGUUAGAAUACGCUCUUCGCUACCCCCAACAUGUCUCCGCGCUCAUCAUCGGCGACACAGCCGCGCAAUUCUCGCACGGAUGCAUGCUCGAGGCGUACAAGACCGCCCUGACGGACCCAAGAUCGAAAGAUGUGGUGGAUCCGGAUCAGCUCAUGCGGCUCUUCACGGGCACCACCACGUCUUUUGAAGACCACAUGGGCGUCUUUGCGGCCAUCUCUCCCUUGUAUGCCGUCCCUGACCACCUUGCCUCUCAAGCUGAAGCCAGCGUCGGCGAGGCACUUUCAAAGAUCAUCAUUCCGAUCCCAGAGACUAAUCGCGCCGCGCACGAUUACUGUCUUUCGCGGUUUGAUGUGCGAGACCGACUCCAUGAGAUCAGAGUCCCGACAUUCGUGUUCAGCGGCAGGUUCGAUUGGAUUUGUCCGCCAAAGUACACUCAGGCCAUCGCGGAUGGAAUUCCUGGAGCGAAGUUUGUGGUGUAUGAGGCAAGUGGGCAUCUGCCCGCGAUAGAGGAGAAGACCAAGUUUGAGAAAGAUCUUCGAGAGUUUUUAAAGGGGGCAAGGAUUCCUGGGCUCGAUGUAUGA